This is a messenger RNA of Penicillium digitatum Pd1, 153 nucleotides long. Lineage: Eukaryota; Fungi; Ascomycota; Eurotiomycetes; Eurotiales; Aspergillaceae. The record is from RefSeq and is a predicted model, not a curated record.
AUGUUAUCAUGUCUCGCCCGACCACGUCUGGGGCGUGUGACCAACUUCAUGGCGCGGACACAGACCAAACGUUCCUUCUUAUGGAAGAGAUGGCCUUCAAAUUCUCAAACUUACAUUGCAGCUGCCGCUUUGAUCAACAUGCCCGGCCUGUGA